Messenger RNA from Marchantia polymorpha subsp. ruderalis, 2970 nucleotides. Lineage: Eukaryota; Viridiplantae; Streptophyta; Marchantiopsida; Marchantiales; Marchantiaceae. The record is from the annotation of a GenBank genome assembly.
GCGAGCUAGCGAGCGCGAGCGCCAGGGCCAGGGCGAACGCGAACGCGAAGGAGUGAGUGAAUGCAUGUGGACGAGGGCGGCCGAGCUCGCACCAGGAAGAGCUGUAGAGCAAUUUCGUCGCGCCGUGGCGAUUCGAUUGCGAUUGGAACAUGAUCGUCGAGUCUCCGUGUACGCAAUUGCGAUCUCAUGCGGAUUUGAGCGAGCUGAGCUCGAGCUUCCUCCGCGCCAAGUACCGGGCGACGACGAGAAAUCGAGAAAUCGAGACCACGGCGAGCACGAGCACGAGGACGAAGACGAGGACAGGUCGCGGAAGCCAGAGCAGCAGCGAGAGAUUUUGCUGCCUUUCUGUGGUGAGGCGUUUUGCUGAGAGAGGGAGGGCGAGGGCGAGGGCGAGGGCGAAGGCGAAGGACGAGGAGCGUGAGUAGGGAGCCGACAGUUAUCAGACGGUCGCACCUCGUCGGUCAGCGGUCUUGCCUGCAAGUUUGACAUCAUGGCGAGCGAGAAGAAGGAUGCCAAUUCCCAGAAUACUCAGGAUCAGCUCAAGCGAGCAGAAAUUUACACUUACGAGGCACCGUGGCUUAUUUACGGCAUGAAUUGGAGUGUACAGAGGGAACACAAGUUCCGUCUUGCCAUUGGAAGUUUCAUCGAGGAGUACUCGAACAAGGUGGAAAUUGUGAGGCUUGAUGAUGAGACGGGUAAGUUCAAUUCGGAUCCGAAGCUUUCCUUCGAACACCCGUAUCCCACGACGAAAAUAAUGUUCAUCCCCGACAAGGAGAGCCAAAAGCCUGACCUCAUGGCCACCACCGGAGACUAUCUACGCAUCUGGCAGAUCAAUGAAGACAAGGUGGAGCUCAAGAGUCUUCUCAACAACAACAAGAAUAGCGAGUACUGCUCCCCGCUUACGUCGUUUGAUUGGAAUGAGACUGAGAUGAGACGGCUGGGUACCUCCAGUAUCGAUACAACCUGCACUAUCUGGGACAUAGAGAAGGAGGUGGUAGACACGCAACUCAUUGCUCACGACAAGGCUGUAUAUGAUAUAGCUUGGGGAGGAGUAGGAGUGUUUGCUUCAGUGUCGGCCGAUGGAUCUGUGAGGGUGUUCGAUCUGAGAGAUAAAGAGCACUCUACGAUCAUCUAUGAGAAUCCUCAACCUGACACUCCUCUUCUUCGACUUGGGUGGAACAAACAAGACCCGCGCUACAUGGCGACCAUUGUCAUGGACUCUGCGAAGGUCAUUGUUUUGGACAUUCGAUUCCCCACGCUGCCAGUGGCAGAGCUACAACGCCAUCAGGCUUGUGUAAAUGCAGUAGCAUGGGCUCCUCACAGCUCCUGCCACAUCUGCACAGCGGGUGAUGAUUCGCAGGCUUUGAUCUGGGACUUGUCCACUAUGAGCACACCCGUGGACGGAGGUCUCGACCCUAUUCUUGCUUACACGGCAGGGGCUGAAAUCAAUCAGCUUCAGUGGUCGUCUACGCAGCCGGACUGGGUGGCCAUAGCAUUUUCCAACAAGUUGCAGAUUCUCAGGGUGUGAGGUUUUAAGUACUUCUCACCAAUUUUGGUGGACAUCUGGGUGUGAAAUAAUCGGGGCCUUGAUGCAAGGGAAGAAGGGCGAUUCACCCAUUUGCGGGACGAUGGUGAUGACAUCCUCCUUUGCAUUCUCUAUGCAGUGAUGAUUUUUAGUUUGGCGCUGUAUCACAUCUCUGGAUCGGAUGGUCAACUUUGAGCAGAUUCAUUGGAAUGUGAGUACUCAGCAGAAGCAUUGUAACAGUACGUCGGAGGUUUCGUAUUGGAGCCUAGAGAAUUUAGUCGAAUCUGGAGUAGUAUACUGGACCUUCUCAUCUUUCCCCUAGGAUCCCAGUCUGGGCAGGGGUUGGAGGCGUGGCCGAUUCUAGCCUGCAGACCAGAGCAAACUUACACGAUCAAUGUUCUGCAUUAUACUAUGGCUGGCCGACCAUUGAUCUCUCAUUGCGAACUGAAAGUAUUUGUGUAGGAAACAGAGUCAUGUACAUCUCGAAUCCAUUGCCCAUGGUUUGCUGCUGGUUGGAUUAGUAUCUGGAAGCGAAACUGCUCCUUCCGGCAAGGCCGUGUCGAAUGUGCCUAUUUUGUGGAUGCAAGGUACCAGGAUAUGCACUAUCGGAUACAGCUUUUGCUCUGACGGUCGAGAUGACAUGGAUGACCUGAAGUGAUCUGCCACAACAGCAGGUGCAUCUUUUGAGGUGGAGAGUCACUCUUCGAGAGGAUUUUCAUAGUAAUGGGUAUGGGAGUUGUAGAUGACGCAUCAGCUUGCGUUAUGGCGCUCAUGACUUGCCCAGAGAUGUCAUUGGUGUUGUCGAAUGAAACGUCUGUGGUCGUAGCACCAACCUGUAGGUAUGUCAUUUUCUCGAAGCGAAGCUCUUCUUUAUCACAAGAAAGGCUGCCUUCUGGAAGUCAGAGGAAAAGCCAGAGUUUGGAGUGUUCCAAUGGUAGGUUGGUAGGCCGGUACGAGCAAGGAAGUCCAGACAGAGUCUCAGACUGUUGGCUGGCAAUUAAAACCAACCAGUACCUCACAACAGAAGUCAUGGUGUCAAAUCAACAGAUGCUCGAAGAUGAGUGUUAUGUUCAAGCUUACUAUCUGGUCUUCUGUAUACACGAGGGGUACCGCAUCAAUCCGAUCUUCAAUCCAGAUACGUCCUCCUCGGGCAUGUGACCUUCGUGUUCUGUCCGGUCUUUGCUAGCGGGUGUAACGUUGAAUAUUGGAUCAGAACGUGAACGUGAGCCUGGUCCAGAGGAGCCCAGCUCGGUGGGAUAUGUAUCAUAGUGGAGAUGGGAGCUUUAUAAACACUAUCCAGGUGGUUAGGUAAGAGAAUGAGGAUAGACACGAAGAACAGUCUCAAACCUCUGCUUAUACAUCUUUCAUUGGUGACUUUCUUAUGGGAGCACUGUGUGUACUAUUGAAACAGAGUUGGAAUGACAAUUAAGUUUACUGACAGCAGC